Molecule: messenger RNA, 1950 nt
Organism: Fraxinus pennsylvanica
Lineage: Eukaryota; Viridiplantae; Streptophyta; Magnoliopsida; Lamiales; Oleaceae
Source: the annotation of a GenBank genome assembly
AUGGAAAAGUAUGAAAAACUUGAGAAGAUUGGCAAGGGAGCUUAUGGAGUGGUGUACAAGUGCCGCAAUUGCGAUACCAAUGAAAUUGUUGCUCUGAAGAAAAUGAAGAUGGAUAAACCAGACGAGGGAGUUCCUUACACAGCUGUCAGAGAGAUUUCUCUCUUGAAAGAGAUGCAGCAUGAGAACAUAGUAAGGUUGCUGGAUGUUGAGCACACUGAGAAGAGGUUGUAUCUUGUAUUUGAAUAUCUGGACUUGGAUCUGGCGAAACACAUGGAGUCUAGCCCAGAAUUCUCGAAGGAUCCUCGCCUCAUUAAAAUGUUUCUGUAUCAAAUACUAUGUGGUGUAGCAUAUUGUCAUUCUCACAGAAUCCUCCAUCGAGAUUUGAAGCCUCAGAACCUGCUGAUUGAUCUUCGUACUAAUACAUUAAAGCUUGCAGAUUUUGGAUUGGGCAGAGCAUUAUCCAUUCCUCUUGGGACACUUACGCACCAGACGGUAACUCUAUGGUACAGGGCCCCAGAAAUACUACUUGGAUUACGGAAGUAUUCUACUCCUGUUGAUGUUUGGUCAGCCGGUUGUAUAUUUGCAGAGAUGGUGAACCAGAAGCCCUUGUUUCCUGGGGAUACUGACAUUAAGCAAAUCAGCAUGAUUUUCAGUGUUAUGGGAACGCCUAAUGAAGAUACAUGGCCCGGAGUCACAGCUCUGACUGGUUUAAUAUAUACAUUUCCAAAAUGGCUUCCUAAGGACCUUGCUACUGUGGUUCCAAAUCUUGAUGCUGUUGGUCUGGACCUACUUGAGUGCACAUGUAUAUAUAGCCAUUUAUGCUUCUGGGGUGAGGGAGAUUACACGACCAUGUUGCUGCGCGACGCUACUGAACGGCAGCGUCGCAGCAGCAUCUGCUGUCGAUUCACACCGCCGUCAGCUUCAUUAUUGUCACUUUUCACUCCCACCGAACAAAUUCGGCCAGAUAAGAACGAGGGAGAGGACGGAGGCCAGUUGGUCUACGUACACGAGCCAGGGGAAGCAGCUGUAGAAGACCGAAGAGGAUUGAAUACUACAAUUGAAACCUGUGUCAUAGAAAAACUUGAGAAGAUCGGCCAGGGAUCUUAUGGGAAAGUGUACAAGGGUCGUGAUAAAGAGACCAAUGAAAUUGUUGCUCUGAAGAAAAUCCUGCUAGAGAGACCAGACCAGGGUUUUCCUGGCACAUCAAUCAGAGAGAUUUCUAUCUUGAAAGAGAUGCAGCAUGCAAACAUCGUAAGGUUGCAGGACGUUGUGUAUACUGAGGAGAAGAGUUUGUGUCUUGUAUUUGAAUACAUGGACUUGGAUCUGAUGAAAUACAUUGAGUCUUGCCCAGAAUUCUCAACAGAUCCUCGUUUGGUUAAAAUGUUUCUGCAUCAAAUACUACUUGGCGUUGUUUAUUGUCAUUCUCACAGAAUCCUUCAUCGAGAUUUGAAGCCUCAAAACCUGCUGAUUAAUCGUAGUACUAAAACAGUAAAACUUGCAGACUUCGGAUUGGCCAGAGCAUUCAACAUUCCUGUCUGGACAGUUACGCCCAAGACGAUGACUCCAUGGUACAGGGCCCCAGAAUUACUACUUGGAUCACAGCAGUAUUCUACUCCUGUUGAUGUUUGGUCAGUUGGUUGUAUAUUUGCCGAGAUGGUGAACCGGAAGCCCUUGUUUCCUGGAAUGUCAGAGAUUGAUAUAAUCUUCAUGGUUUUCAGAGUUUUGGGAACCCCUGAUGAAGAUACAUGGCCGGGAGUUACAUCUCUGUCUGAUUUUAAUACUACCUUUCCAAAAUGGCCUCCUAAGGACCUGGCAACUGUGGUACCAAAUCUCGAUUCGGCUGGUCUAGACCUCCUUGGUAAAAUGCUGCGCUUGGAUCCCAGAAAAAGAAUCACUGCUAAAAGUGCUCUUGAGCAUGAGUACUUCAAGGAUAUUGAACACAUCCCCUGA